Molecule: messenger RNA, 2466 nt
Organism: Endocarpon pusillum Z07020
Lineage: Eukaryota; Fungi; Ascomycota; Eurotiomycetes; Verrucariales; Verrucariaceae
Exons: 3
Coding region: 1-2466 (821 amino acids)
Biological process (GO): positive regulation of transcription by RNA polymerase II; DNA-templated transcription
Molecular function (GO): zinc ion binding; DNA-binding transcription factor activity, RNA polymerase II-specific; sequence-specific DNA binding
Source: RefSeq, a predicted model, not a curated record
AUGGCUCACUCGAAUCAUGCCCCCAGACAAAUGACAACUUCGAGCCUAAGUUCUAGUCGAGGCCAGUCUGGUGUCGCUCACGACAAGGUCUUUCAUACAGUGACAGCGUGCAGGAAAACAAAAUGUGACACCGGUCUACCACGAUGCGACCCCUGUGAGCGAAACAGUGCCAAAUGUGAAUACUUUGAUGCAAGCAAGAAACGAAUCAUCCCGAGAACUUACAUCACCUCUUUACAGUCAAACAUCAGGCAACUCCAGGCGGAGCUGGUUGCCCUGGAGAAAGAAGAAAAGCAUGUGCCGGAUGCGGAGGCUAUGAUACGUGGUGCAGGCAUGAUCAAGUUCAAUGAGAAUGAUGAGUAUCGGUUUCUGGGACCAUCCAGCGGCAUUGGCAUCACACGGCUAGUUAUGGAGCUUGCGAAGCACAACACCGUGAAGAAGAGCAUAAGAGAAAUUGUGCCAGAUUCUACGGCACGAGAAAUCAAGCAGAAGUUCGACAGCGAGAGUGGAAAGCCAACAUCCAAAGUGUAUCCUCUGAUUAGCUCUGUAGCAGCGCCAAACCUACCGACACACGAUUUGAUGGAUCAACUAGUCGAUAUAUACAUGGCCAAAGCUCAAUAUAUGUUACCUCUACUCCAUGAACCAACCUUCAAACACGCUAUCCGAACUGUGUAUCAUGGGUCCGCGGAUGCCACUUUGAAUUUUCAAUUGAGACUCGUCAUCGCGAUCAGUAUGCAGAAACUUGACACUCAAUACGCAGGCCUUGCAGAUUCGUAUUAUUUGUCCGCUCUCCCUUACCUCGAGUCCGCCGUACGGAAGAAAGAUCUUUCGACGUUGCAAUGCCUAGCACUCAUUGCUCAAUACUCGGUGCUGACGCCUACCAGGACGGCUUCAUAUUGGGUCGUUGGUCUUGCCGCUCGACUCUGUCAGGAGCUGGGGUUGUGUGAGGAGAGGACUAUCAAGGACGGGCCACAAGGUAUUCAUUUCAACACCCUUGAAGUAGACAUGCGCAGACGACUAUUUUGGAUCAUCACCUCCAUGGAAUAUGGUUUAGCGCAUACCUUGGGAAGACCGAGUGCGUUUGGUACUACAGUCGACCAUAUCAACGUCGGCUUCUUCGAGCUUUGCGAUGACCGCUUCAUUACCCCUGAAGGACUCCUCCCGGGACACCAGCCUGUGAUGAAGAAAUGCAUUUCGAUUCAUUUCUUCAAGAUGAGGCUGCUGCAGGCUGAGAUCCGUCGGACCUUAUACCUCAAGAAACGCGAUAGACCGGUCAACGAUCAGGACCCGUGGUUCAAUAGCAUGCAGUGCAAAAUAGAUGAUUGGGUGGCAAAUUGCCCCAAGAAUGACGAGGGCAGUGGAGUCAGCGAGCGUUGGUUCCGCUCAAGACGAAACACGAUGAUAGUCUUCCUCUAUCGACCUUCGCCUCAAGUACCAGAGCCAUCGGAGCAGGCAGCGGAGAUGUGCUUUGACGCUAGCGUUGAAAACAUCCAUAUGCAGAGCACACAGAUUGCUACUAAAUCUGUUGACUUGACAUGGAUCUUCACCCAGAUGCUCUUCAUGGGCCUAAAUACAAUUCUGUGGUCUCUUUCAUACCACGCAAUACGUCGGCAUCAUCCCAUAGAGACAGUCAAGGUCCACAUUGACACAGCGCUCGAUGCCAUUAACCACACGUCAGAGAGAUGGCCUGGUGUUCAGUCAGCUUUGCAACUGUAUCAAAACCUCAUUGAAGGAUGCCUGACGGCUUACUCAGGUGACGCAUCGUACGUUGUUCGAUCUCCGCCAUCAACACAGGAUGAGUCAACCCUGUCUUCGCGAGCUCCAUCUCACAGUCCUGCCAGCCCUCAACCCCCAUCCUUGGCUGCUUCACAUUUGUCUUUGGCCUGUUGCGAGUCCUACGAUGGAUCUUACGUGAACAUUCAAAAUACGCGCUCGACACCGUCAGACGGGACAGACUCUUUCGAGGAUCUAGGAAAUGGUACUAAUCUGAGUGAUCCCUCGGGUACGAAACAGAGCCAACAAUACGCUACUCCCGGCUCGAAGCUAUCCACUUUCGAGCAAUCAUCGAUUUUGGCUACACCAAAUGAUGAGCCUAUUCAUCAGUCCGGUGUGCCACUCGCUCAGAAUUAUGGCAUGCCUGACUUCAAUCCGAAUUCGGUCAACAAUGCUUUUCCGGCUACAAUACCUGGCCUCACACAUUGGGGCUCGGACAUGACUACGGUCUCGUCCGGAUCAGACUUUGCGGGAUACAAUGAUGUGGCGAUGGAUACAAAACCCUGGCUGGGCUCAUUUGGAGAUGAGUAUUCUCGGUAUAUGCAUCAAGCUUACAACCCUCCGCAACAACAGAUGCAAAGUUUGAGCGAGCAACAACAGCUUGAGCUGAUGGCUGCGCUCGAACGAGAUCAACUUCCAGAUGUGUCGAACCGGAUGAGCGACGCAGCCAUUUUCUACACUGGGAACAUUCUCUAG